UUUCGUUUGUGUUUGUAUUUUAUUUUACGUCCUUCAUCUUUUAAGAAUAAUAUUCGACUUAUAAAUAAAAACUAAAUUAAGUUACAUUAUUCCAUUUUAAAUUUUAAUCACUAUAAGGUUUAUCAUCCAAAUAUAAAAUAAAUGAAGUAGAAUGAGUAAUAUAUACAUUCAGGAACCGCCCGCUUUAGGCAAAGUUUUAUUGAAGACAAGCGCUGGAGACAUAGACAUUGAGUUAUGGACAAAAGAAGCACCUAAAGCAUGUCGCAACUUCAUACAACUGUGUAUGGAAGGAUACUACAAUGGCACAAUUUUCCAUCGUGUGGUACCUGGAUUCAUUGUGCAGGGUGGUGACCCAAAUGGGGAUGGAACGGGAGGCGAGUCAGUCUAUGGAGCCCCAUUUAAGGAUGAAUUUCAUUCUCGUCUUCGUUUCAACCGACGAGGGCUGGUUGCGAUGGCCAACGCUGGUAAGGACGACAAUGGAUCGCAGUUCUUCUUCACACUCGCUGCAACUCCUGAGCUUCAAAACAAACACACUAUCUUCGGAAAGGUUACAGGGGAAACAAUAUACAACGUGUUGAAGUUAAGUGAGGGUCUAAUAGGCCCCGACGAUCGGCCCGAGCACCCCCAGAAGAUCACCAGCACUGCAGUGUUGAUUAACCCAUUCACAGACAUAGUGCCACGGGUUAUAGAGACCAGUGUUGAGGAGGCGCCUAAGAAGAAGAAAAAGGAGCGACAAGGGAUUAAAAAUUUCGGCCUACUGUCGUUCGGAGAAGAGGCGGAAGAAGAGGAAGGCGAAGCACAAGAGUACAGAGGGAAGCCGAAGUCCACGCACGAUCUUCUAGAAGACCCUAAACUUAGCAAGAAAACGGCGGCCGAAUUAGAAUUGGAAGAACAAAUAGACAAAGAAGAAACGAGUGCAGAAAUAGAAGAGAAGAAACAAAAGACUGCAGAGGCUGUUAGUAGCAUAAGAGGGAAAUUAAACACAAAAAGAGAAAAGAGUCCAGAAGUUGGGAGUAGGAAAAAGAAAAAGAAUGAUACAGACGGAGAAGAGAGUUCAGAGGAAGAGUAUUAUUUAGGGAAAGACAGAGAUAUGGAGAGACAAAAAGAGAGAGAUCGCAUAAGAAACGAGAUAAAACAGCUAAAAAAAGAGAUGAAAGGUCCCAAAGAAGAAAAGAACGAAGAGAGUAAAGAAGAGAAGCAGGAUAAGAAUUUAGAAGAGGAUAACGAGAUGUACAAACAGUAUGUGGAAGAGCAGGACAAAUAUAGGAAGAUGAAGGAGAAGAUACCGAAAAAGGGUGCAGCCAGAGCCCGCCGGUCGAAGAUCAUUAGGAAAGCAAAGAGAAAACCGUGGGUGAAGAAUUUGUACGAAAACAGAGAUUACCCAGAUAACUAUACGGAUAAGAAGUUUCUAGAAGAUUUGCGAAAGAAUAUUAACAUUGAAAAAGUGACUUUACUGCAAGCUAUACAAGGCUCAUUCCGGGUUGUUCUACGACUGUGUUUGUGUGUACUAUAUGCGAUUGUGUAUGUGUAUAUGUAUAAUAAGUUCGUGCAAACGUACACAGUGAUAUAUAUAUCGGCUGCAGUGACUUUGAUAUGUCACAUGUUAUAUAUUUAUUUAGAGGGAACAGCUACUCUGUUACACGUUAAAACUGUUUUAAUAUAUAUCGUAAUAGGAUACCUGUUAUCGCCGAUAUUUCAUACGUUAACCGAUACGGUUAGUACCGAUACAAUAUACGCAUGGGCUGUUAUUAUGAUGUUGAUACAUCUGAUAUUUUUUGAUUACGACGUCGCCGUGGCGCUAGUAUCAAAAUCAUUAUCAAUAAACGCAGCUAUAUUCGCCUCUAUGUGUCUAGUAUCAAGAUUAUCAACGUCUUUUGACGCGUUCAUACUGUUAACAGUUUCUGUGAUAUUAUUUGUAUUAAGUCCGCAAUUGUUCAAAGUAUUAUUACAUACUAGGUUAUUUUUACCGUUAUUUUUUAUCACUUUACUUGUUACUUUCGUGUGUUUGUACAGCGUAUCUGUUACGUUGUUCUGUUAUUUUGUACUAGUUGUUAUUAUAUUAAGUAUUUACUUACCGUUCUUGUUUGUAAGAUGGCAAGUCUACAAAGAUAAUAAGUACGGGCCUUGGGAUGAGGCAAUCAUUAAUGACUCUGAUGAUUUGGAAGAGGUCGUUGGUGAUAUUUAAAUGUUAUU
Achroia grisella is the source of this 2193-nucleotide messenger RNA. Its product is annotated as spliceosome-associated protein CWC27 homolog. Gene Ontology annotation, cellular component: membrane; glycosylphosphatidylinositol-N-acetylglucosaminyltransferase (GPI-GnT) complex; catalytic step 2 spliceosome. Gene Ontology annotation, molecular function: peptidyl-prolyl cis-trans isomerase activity. The transcript is spliced from 9 exons. The record is from RefSeq and is a predicted model, not a curated record. Bases 152 to 2185 code for a protein of 677 amino acids. Gene Ontology annotation, biological process: protein peptidyl-prolyl isomerization; protein folding; GPI anchor biosynthetic process. NCBI's taxonomy places the organism in Eukaryota, Metazoa, Arthropoda, Insecta, Lepidoptera, Pyralidae.